Messenger RNA from Colletotrichum lupini, 1098 nucleotides. Its product is annotated as alcohol dehydrogenase GroES-like domain-containing protein. Bases 1 to 1098 code for a protein of 365 amino acids. Lineage: Eukaryota; Fungi; Ascomycota; Sordariomycetes; Glomerellales; Glomerellaceae. The transcript has 6 exons. The record is from RefSeq and is a predicted model, not a curated record. Gene Ontology annotation, molecular function: oxidoreductase activity; zinc ion binding.
AUGACUUCUCGUUCUGUCUCCUCGACUGCUCUGUUGAAGAAAGGAGCAGCAAACUAUCUUGCUCUGACUCCAUUAUUCAUUCUCAUCGGAGCUUCUCUCUGCUAUUGCAUACACAACAUGGCCUUCAACAUAACAAACGCAACAAUGUCAACAAUGCGAGCAGUAGCCUGGUUCGGCCAACCCUACAACGUCUCCGUAAUCGACAUGCCCGUCCCCACCAUCGUCAACCAGACAGACGUCGUCGUCCGCAUCACCUCCUCCGCCAUCUGCGGCUCCGACCUCCACACGUACCACGGCUUCGGCGGCUCGCCCAACGUGCCCUACGGUUUCGGCCACGAGGCCGUCGGCUACGUGUCCAGCGUCGGCGACGCCGUCUCGGGUCUUGAAGUUGGUGACUAUGUCAUCAUCCCAGACAACGCCGACGACGGGCACUGGGGGCCUUCGCACCCCCUGUCCUUCGGCGUUGGGAGCGCAAACUAUGGCGGACUGCAAGUCCGCUCGGAGACCGCACGGAUAGACAUCUUCAGGAGUAAGAGACAACCCAAGUUGACCCAAUCUUCCGUCCUGUACCAGCCGAACUACCUCAUGAUAUCAGAUGUCUUCAAAACAGGCUGGCACGUCCUCUCCUACUCAGGCUUCCAACCCAGCGACACAGUCGCCAUCUUCGGCGCCGGGCCCGUCGGCCUCCUAGCCGCCUACUCCGCCAAACUCCGCGGCACCUCCAGAGUCUACGUCGUCGACCGCAUCGCCAGCCGCCUCGGGCAAGCCGGAUCGUUCGGAGCCAUCCCCAUCGACUUCUCCCAACAAGACCCCGUAGGCUCGCUAGCCUUCGAAUCCAUCAACGCCACGGGAGAUCCGCACAACGGCAUCGUGCUAGAGAACAUGGUUGCCGUGACCUCCGUGUACGGAGGCAUGGGUAUCGGCGGUGUGUACAACGGCGAGGAAGGGCUUGUCCGUCGGAAGGGGUAUCGUCUUGUCUUUGCUGAGGGCACCUCCUUUGCUGGACUUGAUCGCAUCUGCGGCAUUGAGGAUGCGCCGGAGUAUUACCGUCGUUACAGUGACCACUUGGAGAACAAAGUCGUCAUCCGGUUCCCUUAG